AUGUCUCACUACGAAGCAGUUCGCGAUAGCGAUGGCAUUUCGCCUCCUGGCACACCGAUAUCUGAACCAGACUACCCUGUCUCUGUCAUUGACACCGAGACUUUACACGAAGUACUGGGAACUGCCAAUCGUUCGGCGGGACCUAAGUCCUUUGUCAAUACUGACAUGGGCGUGGACUCUUCUGUGCCCCGGAUUGAUCCCAAGUCUCGCCCGCCAGGUCUACGAUGGUGGAGAAGACUGGGGUAUAUGGGUCUUAGUGUUCUAAUCGCCGGUACAGUGUGUAUCCUGAUAUCAUGUUCUGUUCUUAUUUUCCUCUGGUUCGGGGCCGCCAGGGCGCGGGUUCAUCAACAACGCCCCCAGCUAUGGAACAGUAUCAUCUUCAGAGAAUGGUCGCUUUCUAUGGUUACUAUAUGCUCAGCUACCCUUCGCGUUGCAUUGAGCUUCCAAACAGGUGUCAUUGCUGCCGCGAUGGCUGCGAUUAUACUUGAGACGUGUGACGUCAGAUUUUGCGACACUGCUCUGAUAUCGCUUCACAGAAGUUCAAGCUCCGGCCCUUCAGCAAUUCUUCCCAGUGUCAUAAAACAGUGUCGUUCCAACAGGCUGUCUAGUAUUGCCUGUUGCUUAGCUCUCUUUAUGACCUUUGCCAUUGCCUUGGUUUCGACUUUCACGUCUACAAUUCUUCUGUCUGAUUUCGCAAUCUAUAAGAUUUCUGGAUUAAACACAACCAGAAAUAUUCCGAUGGCAUUCGACAAUACAGCGCAAAGUCGCGACUUCAAAGGCAUUUCAUUCUGGCACUCACCUCCCUUGGCUCACUGGAGAUUUGCCAGAGCAGAAACAGGAGAACCCAUCUCCUCCAACGAUGUCAUUGAUACAGGUGACAUCUAUCGAGCGACGAUACCGUUUAAUGAGUCGGAUGAUAGAGCAUCCAUGGAGUUUUAUCGCGGGCCGGCCAUGGUAACAAACUCACGAACUGCUUGUGUCGGGCCAACCUUCAAAUCUCUCAAAAUCGACUACUAUUCAGUCAGCAACCUUUCGUCACCGGAGCUCAUACUCCGAGCGGAAUUUCAGGCCUACAUUGACAAAAUAUUCGACAUGAAAGGGGACAAGUACCUUCCUAUGACAGCUGAGUGUAAACUCAUCAACGAUUGGGACCUCGGGAAUUUGGAGUGGCCAUUGACCAUGUGUAGAGUCAUUCCCCAGACGUCCCCGUAUCAGAAGAUUUACGAUUUCUACCCGAGACUUCUUGUUACCUCGAAGGAUCCUUUGAACAAACCUCUAGAUAUGAGAGAUGAGGAUCAUGAUCCUCUAGAUGACGAGAAGACAUAUGAAGAAUACCUGGAGGACUAUCUUGCCCCAUUCGCUAAACUGGAAGCAAAGAAAAAUGGCUCCUGGACAAAGGUAGUUAAUGGAGACGGCGACGAGGUCUUCGAUGCCACGGUCUGUUUCACCCGACAAAUCCCGGAGCUUAUGUAUAACGUGACUAUUCUGGGACAGGCUGUAUUUUCGGAGUCCGACUAUGGAGAACGUGCAGAUGAAGUUCUACCGCGUCGCUCGCAUCAGGCAGACGAUAGCUACGGCUUGUAUCGCUCGACCGAUGUUGGGGAUCUGCAUUUAUAUGACUACAAGAAUCCGACGAAAUACAGUGCUCAGGAGCAUGAACAAGGGGUUCGGUACGAUCCAUAUGGCUUUGCAGAUGUCCUUGAUAGUAUCGAGCUAGGCGGUUGGAGUCUCAGAUUAUGGGGUGUUGGUGAUCAUACCCCACGGCUGUCCAGGACCUGGUUCAUCCAUCCCGACCAUACCACAUUCUUCCAAGAGGUCUUAAAAAGAACAAACAAUCCAGCAACAGCCCUUUUAGAGUUGACCUACCGAAUCUAUCAAAUGUACUUCUACUAUUGGCAGCCAAACUACGACAUCAUUGAGCAAGCCAAUACAGUCAAUACUCUAGCAAUACAGCUUCCCCGCCGGUGGACAGGGCUAGCGAUUGUCUUGCUGAUCAUCUUUCUUCAGUUCAUCACGCUCGCGCUGACCGUUAUUUCAUUCGCUCUAUAUACAGAAUCUUCGAUUUUGGGGGAGCCAUGGCAGGCUGUGUCGCAGGUUCUAUCGCUUGAAACGGAGGAAUUGAUACAAGAGUGCAGCAAAGGACCUAGCAUGUCAGACAGAUACGUCAAAGAGUGGGCGAAGGUGACAGGUCGCAACAUGGGAUUUUAUAGCCUGGUUCAGCAUCGCGAAGACCAGGAAGCUAAGAUCCAGAAACGUCAAACUCGUGGGAAGUAA
Fusarium subglutinans is the source of this 2274-nucleotide messenger RNA. RefSeq lists its product as uncharacterized. NCBI's taxonomy places the organism in Eukaryota, Fungi, Ascomycota, Sordariomycetes, Hypocreales, Nectriaceae. The transcript has a single exon. The record is from RefSeq and is a predicted model, not a curated record. The coding region runs from base 1 to 2274 and encodes 757 amino acids.